This is a messenger RNA of Jaculus jaculus (lesser Egyptian jerboa), 6979 nucleotides long. RefSeq names its product zinc finger and BTB domain containing 10 (gene Zbtb10). The coding region runs from base 1 to 2589 and encodes 862 amino acids. The record is from RefSeq and is a predicted model, not a curated record. Gene Ontology annotation, molecular function: DNA-binding transcription factor activity, RNA polymerase II-specific; protein binding; RNA polymerase II cis-regulatory region sequence-specific DNA binding. NCBI's taxonomy places the organism in Eukaryota, Metazoa, Chordata, Mammalia, Rodentia, Dipodidae. Gene Ontology annotation, biological process: regulation of transcription by RNA polymerase II. The transcript is spliced from 6 exons.
AUGUCGUUCAGUGAAAUGAACCGCAGGACGCUGGCGUUCCGAGGAGGCGGGUUGGUCACUGCUGGCGGCGGCGGCGGCGGCGGCGGCGUCGCCUCCUCCACGAACAAUAACGCCGGCGGGGAGGCCUCGGUUUGGCCUCCGCAGCCGCCACCGAGACUGCCCGCGCCGCUGCAGCCCAAUGGGCGCGGGGCCGACGAGGAAAUGGACACGGAGGGCCUGGAGCCCCAAGACGCGGAGGCCGCCGCCGCCGAGGAAGCCAAGGAGUUGCUGCUCCCCCAGGACGCGGGCGGCCCCGCCUCGCUGGGCGGCGGAGGCGCGGGGGGCCCCCUGCUAGCGGAAAGGAACCGUCGGACUCUGGCCUUCCGCGGAGGUGGCGGCGGCGGGGGUCUCGGCAACAAUGGCAGCAGCCGCGGCCGCCCCGAGACCUCGGCGUGGCCCCUGAGGCAUUUCAAUGGGCGAGGGCCGGCGGCGGCCGAGCUGGAGCUGGACGCGCUGGAGGGGAAGGAGCUGAUGCAGGACGGCGCGUCCCUGAGCGACAGCAGCGAGGACGAGGAGGAGGGGGCGAGCCUGGGCGACGGCAGCGGGGCGGAAGGCGGCAGCUGCGGCAGCAGGCGGUCGGGCGGCGAUGGCGGGGACGAAGCGGAGGGCAGCGGUGUGGGAGCUGGCGAAGGAGAGCCCGUCCAGCAGCACUUCCCGCUUGCGCGGCCCAAGUCCCUCAUGCAGAAGCUCCAGAGCUCCUUUCAGACGUCCUGGCUCAAGGAUUUUCCUUGGCUGCGCUAUUCCAAGGAUACUGGCAUCAUGUUUUGCGGCUGGUGCCAAAAGACCUCCGAGGAUGGGGGCAACGGGGACCUUCCCCAGGUGGGGCACGACGAGCUUUCGCGAGGGACGCGCAACUACAAGAAAACCCUGCUCCAGAGGCACCACGUCUCCACCGAGCACAAACUCCACGAAGCCAACGCCCAGGAGUCAGAGAUACCAUCAGAGGAGGGGUACUGUGACUUUAAUAGUAGGCCAAAUGAGAACUCUUAUUGCUAUCAACUUCUUCGACAACUAAAUGAACAGAGAAAGAAAGAUAUUCUUUGUGAUGUCAGCAUUGUGGUGAGCGGGAAAAUCUUUAAAGCUCAUAAGAAUAUCCUGGUUGCAGGCAGCCGUUUCUUUAAGACUUUAUAUUGUGUUUCAAACAAAGAAAGCCCUAACCAAAACAAUACUACCCAUUUAGAUAUUGCUGCAGUUCAAGGUUUUUCAGUCAUCUUGGACUUCUUGUAUUCUGGUAACCUGGUGCUCACAAGCCAAAAUGCCAUUGAAGUGAUGACAGUGGCCAGCUACCUUCAAAUGAGUGAAGUUGUUCAAACUUGCCGACAUUUCAUUAAAGAUGCCUUAAACAUAAGCAUUAAAUCAGAAGCUCCAGAGUCUGUAGUUGUGGACUAUAACAAUAGAAAACCACUUCAUAGAGAUGGUCUGUCUUCAUCACGGGAUCAAAAAAUUGCCAGCUUUUGGGCAACACGGAAUCUUACCAAUUUGGCAAGUAAUAUAAAAAUUGAAAAUGAUGGUUGUAAUGUCGACGAGGGCCAAAUAGAAAACUACCAAAUGAAUGACAGUAGCUGGGUCCAGGAUGGUUCUCCUGAGUUGGCUGAAAGUGAAUCUCAAGGUCAAACAAAAGUUUUUAUUUGGAAUAAUAUGGGCUCCCAGGGAAUUCAAGAGACUGGCAAAGCAAGGAGGAAAAACCAAACCACAAAGAGAUUUAUUUAUAAUAUACCACCUAAUAAUGAAACCAUUUUAGAAGAUUGCUCAGUGAUGCAGCCACCUGUUGCCUAUCCAGAAGAAAGUAAGGCCCUAAUCAUCAAGGAAGAACCAGAUUUGGAUGGUGCUCUCCUCCAAGGGCCGGAUGGUGAUGGGACUGGGAGUGCAAGUUUAUUGGCUGAAGCCUGCUCUGCUCAAGAUGGGGGUGACGCUGCUGGGGCUUCACAUGAUUUCAAGUAUGGUUUGAUACCGGGUCCUUCAAGUGAUUUCAAGUAUGGAUUGAUACCAAGUACUUCAAAUGACUUCAAGUAUGGAUUGAUACCAGGUGCUUCAAAUGAUUUCAAGUAUGGAUUAUUGCCAGAAUCAUGGCCAAAACAAGAAACAUGGGAGAAUGGUGAGUCAUCUCUAAUCAUGAACAAGUUAAAAUGCCCUCAUUGUAGCUAUGUAGCCAAAUACAGACGAACACUAAAAAGACACUUGCUUAUUCAUACGGGAGUAAGAUCAUUUAGCUGUGAUAUUUGUGGAAAGUUGUUUACCCGAAGAGAACAUGUAAAAAGACAUUCCCUGGUGCAUAAAAAGGAUAAAAAAUACAAAUGUAUGGUGUGUAAGAAGAUCUUCAUGUUAGCAGCCAGUGUUGGAAUAAGACACGGAUCUCGGCGCUAUGGGGUUUGUGUAGACUGUGCAGAUAAGUCACAGCCAGGAGGACAAGAAGGUGCCGAUCAGGGACAGGACACGGAAUUCCCCCGGGAUGAAGAAUAUGAGGAAAAUGAAGUGGGUGAGCCUGAUGAAGAGUUGGGUGAUGAUGGAGAAGAUCAACCAGGAGAUGUUUGUAUGUCCCUGGAUGAUUAACUGACCUACUGGACUCCUAGGAUGCUGCAUUUGGACAUACUAUGAAUCGACAAUUUGGAUUGUUGAACUUGAAGGCUUGCAAAAUAUGGUACAUGCUGGAUGGUAGUUACGUUGCUGUGAAAACUGUAGGGUUAAAGCCUUAUAGCAAAAAAAAAAUAAAUUUUUUUUUUAUAUUUGCACAGGACUGUACAGCAAACCACCAUGUGGUUGGAUUACAUGUAGUCCCCACAUUCAGUUAUCAGAGUAAAAUAUUUUUUAUUUAUAGGAUAUACAGUUAACUAUUUGGGUUCUAUGAAAAUAUACUUGUCCUUUAUAGAGCUGACAUUCAUGUGCCACUUUCACAUGAAUGAAGAAAAUCCAUCUAUGGAAAUACAGUGACAGUUGACCCAAUCACUCUGUCCAUCAAACCACUCAGGCUAGUUUGUACUAGUAGAGUUUUGUUUCUAUUUUUAUUUUUAUUAAUUUUAUUUUUUUUAAUACAGAUUUUCAGUGAGGGGCUUUUUUAACCCCAUUGGUUCUAUUUUCUUGUAUUUUUUUCAUUUGCUUCAUAACUUAAACCAAGUCUCUUCUAGUCUUAGAUUAUUAUUUCUCAAUUUUGUGCUUCUAAGCAUGUUUAUAAGAACUGGAGAGGUAAUUUAUUGGAGUGAACUGACUUCCCCUGUCCUCCCUUUCCUUUUUUGACAUGAAUUUUACUUCACAAAUGAUGAAUGAUGUUGCAAAGUUGACAAAUACCACUAAACUGAUUAUGAUUUAGAAGUAACUUAUCUCCUGCUGCUUUAAUCUGAUAAAUGGUUAUAUAUGAUGUUUUUCUGACCUGGUUUUUGGUUUUUUGGGUAUCUGUUACUUUGGCACUAUUGUUUGCCUAUUAUUUUUGCCAGUGUACUAUACCUCAGCCUUAUUUGAAAAGGAAAUCUGAUUGAAGAAAAGUCAUAGAAACAUAAGUAAAAUUAAUUUGUUUUCUAAUUUAUCCUCCAUGUCCAGUUUGGUUAGCUUAUUAUGCAAUAUAAGUGAAAUAUCAGGUUUUUACUCCUGUGCCCUUUGUACCAUUAAAAUUGACACAAAAUGUACAUUCUCCUCUGUUUCAUAUUUAUGGGGCUAUUGUAUGAUUAAAUUAUGGUUGGUAAUUUAUUUUUCCAUUCCUUAAGGUCCCUACAACUUGAUACAUUCUUUCUAUUCACCAUGACUCAACAAUUUGCAUAAUCUUACAAAUAAAGUGUUGAGAGGCUUUAUUAUUAGCUAAGUUCUUCAGGGUGCAAAGGGUGAUAUUCUGUUGAAAUUGUUAAGAUUUUAUUUAGCGUGGAGACAGACGAAUGAGCCGAUUGUGGAACUCUUGGCAACCUUUUUACAUGUCAAUAUGGAUGGCAUUUAUCUAUCAGGAGCAUAUUGUAUAUUAUAUACGAUUGAAAGACAUCAUAUUUUCAGCUUUCUUUUAAAUAAAUACUGAAUAUAUUUUCCUAUUUUAUAUCAGGUAACUAAAUUAUGCUAGUUGUGUGGAAGAAAUUACAGAAACUUUGACAGAUAUAAUCGUUUUGGUGCUCCAUCUGAUCAAAGUUGAAAAGUUGAUUUUUUUUAAAUAGGAGAUAUGCUUUAUCAUUGUCUCUGAUCUCAGUAGAAUAAUGGUUUAAUGUGCAACAAUGAUGUUUCUGCUUUGAUAAAGAUGAAAUAUUACGGUUACAUGAUUAGAUGCAUCUAUUGUCAUCUAAACUUGUGGUAGUUUCUACUUAACUAUCAGCCUGGCAGAUGAAUAGUUUUGGUUUAAUUUUUGUUUAAAACUGAAGAGUGCAUCUUAUUCUCAGUGUUUGAAACAAAUGAGGAAACGUAAUUCUAUUGAAGUCCAAAGUAGAAAUAUUUGGGCAAAAAUACUAUGAAAGAAAAGUAUUUUAAAAGUAAAAUGUUCUGCUUUGUCAAUAUGUAAGUAUAGUAUAAAGAUUUCUUUUGUCCCAUUUAUCCCCUUCCUUUAACCAUAGUUUACAAUUGGUAGAUCUGUCUAUAUAUAAAUAUAUAUUAAAGAGCAAAUAUAUAUAUAUAUAUAUAUAUAUAUAUCUAAAAAUCACUUAAAUUUGCUUUAUUAGACAAUAGUUCACUUAUUGCAUAGAAACUGGACUUGGCUUUACAUUCUAAUGUACUUUUACUUUUCUUCAAGAUAUGAAGUUAUCGUAAAACAGAAUUUUCAUUUAUUACUUUUAAAUCAUUUAUGUAUAUCUGUUAAGUUAUGACCAAAAUUUUUUGUUAGAUUCGUAUAGUAAAUUGAAAUACACAUUUGGUACACUACAGGAUUUUUGUGCUUUUGUUUUUGCUUUACUUGGAAGCAAGUUUGCUGUAGAUGGCUUAUUUCUGUUAAUUUAAAAUAUCCUAUAAUUGUCCAUCGCCUUUCAUGUUGUGACAGAUUUGGCUAUAUUUUUAGUCAUCUGAAAUAUACUUUAAAGAGUUUGUUUUUAGGCAAUCCAAAGGAAAAAUGUUUAUACUCUUGAAUAUAUAUUAGCCUCAGCCUAUAUAAAAAUUUCUUUGAAGUAAACGUUUUACCAGAUACAGAAUUGACAGAUUUUUUUCUACUUGCUGACUGCCUAAUUUAUUUUGUUUCAUGGUCUUGAGGGACUGCCUUUUUCCCUCUAGAUCUUUAAUUUUAGUGCUAAGGUAUACUACUGGACAUUUCUAUUUUUUAAAGUAUAUUCCUUUUUCUGAACUCCAGGAAGUUGGAUAGAUGUCUAAGAAUUUCUGAUUGGCCUCAGUAACGUCAUGGAAUGAAUACUCAUAAUUUUGUCUAUAUGUCUGGCAGGAUUAUGUGUUGUAUAUUUGGUGAAGCUUUCUUUUGUAAUUUAUAUUAAAUGAAAAAUAUUUUAGAAUUUUUUAUUUUAAUGAUGGGAAAAACAAAGUUUCAUAUAUGAAUGGUGGUAACUAUCCCUCUCAUCAAUCAAGAUGUCAUGCGUUGCGUCUUUGGGUUCUUUAAGACAGUUACUUCAUUAUGGUUCCUCUUCUAUCGUGGCUCUUGGGCCUCAUUGCUUUCUUAUUUACUAGUAAUUUUCUAAAUUUUAGCACCCUGUCAGUUGAAAGUUUAGGAGGGGAAACAUUGGAAAAGGAAACUGGACAUGAACCAGUGGCUUUGAAAAUUUGAGCAAAAACAAGUUGAAUUAAGUCUAAGCCAUCCUUCUGGAGACAAGUGAAUGGGAUUAAUUUCGUUGCAGUUUGUAGAACACUGGUAUAUACUAGGUACAUAGUACAUGUUAAUUGUUUAACAAUAGAUGCGCCAAAUGGGAAAGAAGAAAUGAAAAAAUGGCAUAAGAAAACAGGAAAUCAAAGGAUUACAACUUGAAAGUGGCUAAAGCUGACUGAAGUGUUUUAAGGGGAAAGUGAUGAAAAAAUUGAACAAAUUCAUUUUUACAAUUCCACAAGCUCCCACUUUUGCCUGCCCACACUACCCAUUAUGUUGUGUGCACUCUUACUUGCAGUCCCAUAAGGUAGGUGCUAUUCUUUCCAUUUUAUAGAUAAGGAAAUGCUCAGAGAAAUUCAGAAACUUGCCUACUCACCACACCUUUGCUACAGCAGGGUUUGAUCAGGCCUGAUUCUGAAGCCCCGCUCUUUCUAGGAGGCUUUCUUGGUGCCUCUUAAAUAACAUUUUUUGUAAAUUUAUAUUUUCCCUGUAAAACAGCUGUAUUAGGAAUUUUGUGAGCAUACUUUUCUCCCCUCCCUUAGUGGAUACCCUUUCUAUUUUCGUCUAACAAAGUGGUUGUUUUUGUCACUUUGACUUAAAUAAGACACACCUCAGUGUAGCAGUUGCUGUUAGUGGGCUGUGGUAUUUUCACUCUUCAAAAGAAUGUUUUUUUAAUCUGAAGAACUAGACACAAGCCCCUGUUUUUGUGCCCUUCAGUCACCCGGAUCCUUAAACUUAAUGAUGGUACCUAACCUACAUACGUAGAACUAACAGGUGUUUACUUAGUCACUUUAGGAAUUAAAGUUGUUUUUUGGUUUUGUUUUGUUUUCCUUCCUGCUGUCUCCCUGCUUUCAAGUGAAGCUGAACAGUGCAAGGAUGUUUAAAAUGUAUUAGGGAUAAGCACACUUUAAAAGAUGUUUUCUAGCCCUGAAUUUUAUGAUAUUGGGUACUUAAAAUUUGGAGUGCACUAGCUAUUGAGAUGGUUGAGGCCAUUAUGAAAUGGGAGAAUCAGCAUUUUAAACACUGUAAACAUAAAAAUACACUUUCUUCUGCCUGCUGUUUGUAAAAGCUCUCUGGGAAGAUCUUUUACGGAGACCAAUUUUUUUAAUGUAAUUUACCUACCUAAUAUAAGUGUCCUAAGACAUGUAUGUAAACCUCCAAAACUGUUUUGUCUGUGUAUUUAGAAAAUACACAAGAAUCUUUAUCAAACCUAAAAAUAUAAACUUGUGAGCACUAAAACUG